AUGAGCACGACGGAGUCAAAGCCGCCUAAACGAACAAAACUUCAAAAGUUUCUCGUCGACCUAUCUGUUGGCGGUGUUUCAGCAGCAAUUUCAAAGACUGCAGUCGCUCCAAUUGAAAGGGUCAAAUUAUUACUUCAAGUUCAAUAUUCUCAUGGUGAUAUUUUGAAGACAAAACAGUACAAGGGAAUCAUCGAUGUGCUAACUCGUAUCCCAAAAGAACAAGGAGUCUUGUCAUUUUGGCGCGGAAAUGCCAUUAACGUUUUGAGAUAUUUUCCCACGCAAGCGUUAAAUUUUGCGUUUAACGAUUUUUAUAGAAGCGUUUUACUUUCGGGGCUCGAUAUGGAACAAGAUUUCUGGAAAUAUACCGCUUUGGGUCUAGUAGCUGGGGGUUGUGCUGGAGCGACUUCGAUGUGCUUCGUUUAUCCACUAGAUGUUGUUCGUACUCGUCUUACAGCUGAUAUUGGAAGAAGUGUGGAAUCUCGUAGAUAUAAGGGUUUUGUCGACUGUUUCUCAAAAACUGUAAAACAAGAUGGAGGAUUUACUGCCUUGUACCGUGGUUUCUUCGUAUCCCUGCAAACGUAUUUCAUCUAUAGAGCUGUCUAUUUUGGAUUAUAUGAUGCUAUUCGAAAUCAUGUUUUUUCGGAUCGAAAGAAUAUCCAUUUUGUCGAGUCUUUUCUGAUUGCUCAGCUAGUAUCCAUAUGCUCAUCGUAUUUGGUCUAUCCAUGGGAUACUAUUCGCAAUCGGAUGAUGAUAAAAAAGGAUGGCGAGGAUUUUACAAGGGUGCUCUUGCAAAUCUAUUUCGUGCCACUGGCGGAGCAUUGGUCAUGGCCAUAUACCACGAGAUUCAGAAGCAUGUGGGAGAAGCGUCUAGCUUGUCAACUCCUUCACUUCAUUGAUGCGCGAUGUAAAAUGUUUUGUUAUCUACUCAUCUUAACAAUAUGUAUGCAUCAAAUCAGUUGCCGAAACCCAUUUCUCCUCAAGGGACAAGAGACACGAGCUGCCGCUUUUUCGGAAGAAGAAAAGGCUAAAGCACGCGAGUUGGCGCGAGAAAUGUUCUACUUUGGAUACGACAAUUACAUGGCACAUGCAUGGCCGUUAGAUGAACUGGAUCCCAUUCAUUGCACUGGACGAGGACCGGACACAGAACAUCCUGAAAACAUCAACAUCAACGAUGUGCUUGGAGACUAUUCGCUCACGCUUAUUGACUCGCUUGGAUCGUUAGUCGUAUUUGAUGAUCCAGAAGAAUUUCAGAAUGCUGUUCGAACAGUUAUUAAUACAGUGUCUUUUGAAAAGAACUCAACAGUCCAAGUGUUUGAAGCAACUAUCAGGGUAAUCGGAUCACUUCUCUCGGCUCACUUGAUCGCAUCAACAAAAAGUGGUUCAUUUUCUCGCUUUUCUGUUCCCGAUUAUGAAGGCGAAAUGCUCACCAUGGCACACGAUUUGAUGACACGCUUGAUGCCAGCUUUUGAGGGCACAAAAACGGGACUACCAUAUCCCCGAGUGAACCUUAUUAGAGGUGUCCUACCAGGGACAAUCAAUGAGACUUGUACUUCGGGUGCUGGAAGCUUAUUAUUAGGCAAUGUUAUUGAUAUACAAACUGGUAAAUGGCAAGGACAUUUAAGUGGUUUGGGAGCCGGGCUUGAUUCUUUCUACGAGUAUCUUUUGAAGGCUUACAUAUUAUUCGACGAGCCCCGGGACUUACAACUUUUCAAUGAGGCUUAUGCUAUCAUUUUGGAAAAUCUACGUCGUGGAAGAGUUUUUUGUCGGGGUGAAGGAGAACCUCCACUUUAUGUCAAUGUCGAUGCUCGAGAUGGAAGUACAGCCAAUACUUGGAUUGAUGCUCUUCAGGCUUCGUUUGCUGGUGUUCAAGUGCUAGCAGGAGAUGUAGAAGAAGCAAUUUGUCACCACGCUAUUUAUUAUGCUGUUUGGAAGAAAUAUGGUGCUCUUCCAGAACGUUUCAAUUGGCAUCUCAAAGCUCCAGACGUUUCAUUUUAUCCUUUGCGCCCGGAGUUGGCUGAAUCGACGUAUCACUUAUAUCAAGCGACGAAAAAUCCUUUUUAUUUGCAUGUUGGACGAGAGAUUAUGGAAAACAUCAAUUUGAGAACAAGAGUUGAGUGUGGUUUUGCUACGGUGCAUGACGUUUUUGAUGGAAGCUUAGAAGACCGAAUGGAGUCGUUUUUCCUUUCAGAGACAAUGAAGUACUUAUACUUGCUCUUCGACGAAAAUAAUAUUGUAAAUACUCACGGCGAACGGCUUUUGUUCACGACAGAAGGGCAUAUUUUCCCGAUUGAUGAGAGAUUUCGUAAACCUGCUCACCGCUCAAAGCUUGUGAUCUCUAAAAAGCAAGAGCCGAUACAACGUUUGGCUGGCCCAAAGACGCGUACGGUGAUGAGCAAUCAUCAUUUGGUUUCACCGGGGGCUCCACUUGUUGGUUACACAAGACCUGCUGGCAAUAUAUCGUGUGAGUCAACGUCUUCAAUUAGUCGACAUCAACCCCCGCUCCCUCUUUCUCUUUUUGCACAACUUUUCGAAACUAUAGGCAUAUCACAGUCAAUUGAAUACUGGUUUCCA
Molecule: messenger RNA, 2571 nt
Organism: Mesorhabditis belari
Lineage: Eukaryota; Metazoa; Nematoda; Chromadorea; Rhabditida; Rhabditidae
Source: the annotation of a GenBank genome assembly